AUGGACGAGCAGACGGAAAGCGGUAGAGUAGGCGAAGGUGAUGCCACCCAGCUUCGUGCUCAUGUGCGCGAACGGUUGACGAAUGCAUGGACGACUGGUGAGUUGAAGCAAGCCGUGCAGGAGGCUUUGGAGCACAACGGACCAAAGAUCGCAGAGGCGACGGCAGAGCAGAGCAUCCAAUUCCUGCAGGACGAGAUCAAGAUCAUGGCCGAAGAAAGCAAGCUCUUACAUGAGCAGGUUGAUAGAUUAAGCUCCGAGAUGCAGCGACUGCUGCUGACAAAUCAGCAGCUUCUCAACCAGAUCCAAAACGGAGAAUCUGCGGGCAAGCCCUGA
Molecule: messenger RNA, 333 nt
Organism: Symbiodinium sp. CCMP2592
Lineage: Eukaryota; Dinophyceae; Suessiales; Symbiodiniaceae
Source: the annotation of a GenBank genome assembly